AUGAUAGAGAUGAAGGACUUGGUUACAGGUGACACAUGGCUUUGGGAGAGGGGCAUAUUUAUGGAUCGACGCUAUCUAAUGCAGGAAAUGUACCAGUCUUAUGUACAGGCCGGCGGCAUCAUCAGACCAAGCAAAUCCGACCCUUUCUUUGAAACAGACGAAACCCUAUUAGUGGGAACUGCUCCCGCCUUCCUACAGGCCCUCGCCUAUCGCAUGGACAUUGAGACAAGCCUUCAGGUGACUAGUAUCUCCGGCGAUGUGGUGGGAAUACUCAAUCUGCGUCUGCAACCUUGUAAUCGGUCAGGUCGUUUGCUUUGUGACAAAUUUGGUGAAGACAUUUUCGUCGAGCAACCAAUGGACUUGCUUAACAAGCCAUACCACUUUAAGAUGGAAUUGAAAACUUUGACGCUCUUCAAUCCGGCCCACCAGCGAGGAGUGAAGGUAAACUAUCGUGUCUUUAAGGAUGUCAAGGAGACUUGCCUUUGUCUUGAUGAUCUAACGCCGCCAGCAAAUGAGGCCUCAUGUGACACAUUUAUGCUAUUACACACUCGCAUCGUCAGCUUUCCGCGUACCCAGCAGAUGCAAUAA
This is a messenger RNA of Protopolystoma xenopodis, 588 nucleotides long. The record is from the annotation of a GenBank genome assembly. NCBI's taxonomy places the organism in Eukaryota, Metazoa, Platyhelminthes, Monogenea, Polystomatidea, Polystomatidae.